UCCAUUCAUCGUUUCUCUCUGAGCUUCAUCCAUGGCGACUGGUCUGUUACGCCGAGGCAUGUCUAGGGUUCCAGGGCAAGCGGCGAAGCUUCUCCGAUCACGAGCCCACGCAACCGGAGCUCAGUCCAGCGAGGUGAAUUCAGAAGUCGCCAAAACUCUGAAGACCUUCUCAAUCUACCGAUGGAACCCCGAUAACCCUUCCAAACCUGAGCUUCAAAACUACCAGAUCAAUCUCAAGGACUGCGGUCCCAUGGUUCUCGACGCCCUAAUCAAGAUCAAGAACGAAAUGGAUCCGACACUCACUUUCCGCCGAUCGUGCCGGGAGGGCAUUUGCGGGUCGUGCGCGAUGAAUAUCGACGGUUGCAACGGCCUGGCCUGUCUCACGAAGAUCCCCUCUGGCGAGUCGUCUACGGUCACGCCGUUGCCGCAUAUGUUCGUGAUAAAAGAUCUGGUGGUGGACAUGACAAAUUUCUAUAACCAGUACAAGAGCAUAGAGCCGUGGUUGAAGAGGAAGACCCCACCACCGACGCCGGGGAAGGAGAUUCCCCAGAGCAAGAAGGAUCGGGCCAAGCUUGACGGGAUGUACGAGUGCAUUCUAUGCGCUUGCUGUAGCACAUCCUGCCCCAGCUACUGGUGGAACCCCGAGUCAUAUCUGGGUCCGGCUGCUCUGCUCCACGCUCAUAGAUGGAUUAGUGAUAGCCGUGACGAAUACACCAAGGAGAGGCUUGAUGCAGUAUGUGAUGAAUUCAAGCUUUACCGCUGUCAUACGAUAUUGAACUGUGCCCGUGCCUGCCCAAAGGGAUUGAAUCCUGGAAAGCAGAUUGCAACAAUUAAGCAGCGACACAUUGCAGAUGCCAUUUAAAUUUAUUGACCUGUUGAAGCAUGGUGUCAUUUGACUGCUUAGUCUGGGCAAUUUUUUUCAUCGAGUGACAAUUUUUAUUUCCAAGUUACUAAUAUUAGCUCUGGUUGCAUUUUCAGUCCUUAAUAUCCUCUGUGAACAGGAAUUUGGAUGUUCUGUUUUCAAUAAAUGUUCAUAAAACUGCAGAGUUAUCCUGCAUUGGGCUGUUAUUUUCCUUGUUGAGCCUGCUGUUAAACUAGUUGGGCAAUAAAUGUAUAGUGAUUCUGAGCUCCUAUUCCUAUGAA
Vitis riparia (riverbank grape) is the source of this 1143-nucleotide messenger RNA. Its product is annotated as succinate dehydrogenase [ubiquinone] iron-sulfur subunit 1, mitochondrial. The transcript has 2 exons. The coding region runs from base 32 to 862 and encodes 276 amino acids. NCBI's taxonomy places the organism in Eukaryota, Viridiplantae, Streptophyta, Magnoliopsida, Vitales, Vitaceae. Gene Ontology annotation, cellular component: mitochondrion. Gene Ontology annotation, molecular function: 2 iron, 2 sulfur cluster binding; electron transfer activity. The record is from RefSeq and is a predicted model, not a curated record. Gene Ontology annotation, biological process: respiratory electron transport chain; tricarboxylic acid cycle; aerobic respiration.